AUGUCUCAACCGGCCCUGAACAAGAUCGCUCACAACAGCCCUUCGAGGCAGAACCCCUCUGAGCUGGAAACCAGCAUCGCAACCGCCCUGUAUGAACUCGAGACCAACAUCCCAGACCUGAAGUCGGCCCUGAGACCGCUCCAGUUUGUCUCUGCUCGCGAGCUCGAAGUCGGCCACGGCAAACGCGCCAUUGUUGUCUUCGUCCCCGUCCCUCUUCUGUCCGGAUUCCACAAGGUUCAGCAACGCCUGACCCGUGAGCUCGAGAAGAAGUUUUCCGACCGCCAUGUCAUCUUCAUCGCUUCGCGCCGCAUUCUGCCCCGCCCCAAGCGCUCCAACCGAUCUCGCACCACGCAGACCCAAAAGCGUCCUCGCAGCAGAACUUUGACCGCCGUCCACAACGCCAUCCUCGAGGAUGUUGUGUACCCCGUCGAGAUUGUCGGAAAGCGACUUCGAACCAAGGAGGAUGGAAGCAAGCUGUUGAAGGUCAUCCUCGACGAGAAGGAGCGUGGUGGUGUGGACUACAGACUCGACACCUACUCUGAGGUCUACCGAAAGCUUACGGGCCGUGUUUGUGGCUUCGAGUUCCCCAUGAGCAGCGGUGCGGAUUACUAG
Capronia coronata CBS 617.96 is the source of this 612-nucleotide messenger RNA. Its product is annotated as 40S ribosomal protein S7. The record is from RefSeq and is a predicted model, not a curated record. NCBI's taxonomy places the organism in Eukaryota, Fungi, Ascomycota, Eurotiomycetes, Chaetothyriales, Herpotrichiellaceae. Gene Ontology annotation, biological process: rRNA processing; translation; ribosomal small subunit biogenesis. Gene Ontology annotation, cellular component: 90S preribosome; small-subunit processome; cytosolic small ribosomal subunit. Gene Ontology annotation, molecular function: structural constituent of ribosome. The coding region runs from base 1 to 612 and encodes 203 amino acids. The transcript has 2 exons.